Molecule: messenger RNA, 2012 nt
Organism: Ruditapes philippinarum (Manila clam)
Lineage: Eukaryota; Metazoa; Mollusca; Bivalvia; Venerida; Veneridae
Exons: 2
Coding region: 36-485 (149 amino acids)
Source: RefSeq, a predicted model, not a curated record
GACCGUAUGGAAACAUUGAUGGAGGAAUUAGACAAAUGGGUAACUCUUCUAUGACAAGUCUUCUGGGCUCAUUUAAUAACGCUCGCCAGCCUGGUAUGUCAAAUAAUACUCAAAGGACGGAUUUUCCUGCCCGAUCAGGAGCAACUAAUUUGGUUGGUUCCGUUGGACGGGAUGUUACCAUGCAGUCAAACUUUGCUGGUUCCUUUGGCAGGGAUGGGAGUCGUACCCCAGGCGGAGGAGCUAGGUCAGGAAUGAGAAGUCUGAUGGGGCCGCCUUCAAUUCCUUCAUUAUUUUCAGCAAGUGGUGCUGGAACAACACAAUCUAAUCUUGCCACUCCACAAGGCCAGAAAAGGCCGUUUUCCCAUGUGUUGCCGUCACCGGAGCCGAGUCCAGAAGGAGAUUAUAUAGGUCAACAUUCACAGGGUUUAGGUGGACAUUAUGCUGACACUUACACUAAACGACAAAAAUUGACUGGAAGAUUCUAGGCAAAAAAAAACCACUUAUCAUAAUUGAAAAAGGAUAUUUGUGAGAAAUGCUUCUUAAGAGAUUUAUACAAGAAAACCGCUUGCGUAAAAAGAUUCUGCUGGUAACUAAACAAAGUUUGAAAAUAUUGAAACAAAAGGCACCAAAGAUCAAUGCAUCUCUAAAAUGUUUUUGGAAAAAUAUUGUAUAAAUGCGAAAUGCUAUGUGCAUUAGAAGUUGCAAUUGAUGUGGAUUUAGUUGUGUGAUAUGUAAAUUGCAUUAACUAUUUCAGUAAGUGGUACAUGCUUACUAGAAAUACAUGUCAUUGGUUGUUAACAAUGUUAUACUUGUUGUUAUUUCAGAUAUUUAUACGAGUUGAGAUUAUAUUGAUUAAAUUGUGCGGCCUUUGUAGCCGAGUGGUUAGAGUCGCUGACUUCAAGCCACUUGCCCCUCAUCGUUAGGGGUUCGAACCACACCAAAGAUUUGCAACUCUUUUAUGCCAGGAAGCUAUCCAGCUAUCUUCAGGAUAGUUAGUGGUUAGUGGUUUGUUCUGAGUUGUCUUCUGUUGUCCGAAGUAUUGCAGUGAGUGGCACCUCGAGUUCUUCCUCUGUCAGUAAAGCUGGGAAGUUGCCGUAUUGUCUUAACAGUGUUCUGGUUACUUAACAACAAAACAAAUUGUAAGAUAUGGCUUCUAUUAGCUUAUUAGAAGAUAGUGUUGUAUUUUGUUUAUCUGUACAUAGAAUAGAAACUUAUUGUGCUAUGAGUCAAAUCUUGCCAUGCGCUGCCUUCUACCUUUAUCAUAAUAAUGUGAUGAAUUGAACUUGUUGCUGAUGUUUGGAAAUAUCCAUAGUAAUUUAUAUGGAUUCCAAUAUCAAACUUUAUAGAAUAGUGUUUACAGCAAACAUUGUAAAAGUUUGGUCAGACUACAUAAAUGUUAUGGCUGACGAUGGUCAGAUGCCUGUAUUUGAGUGGCUUGGGAAAGUAAAGAUUUUUUUUUUGAUUAUAGUUGUUUUAGGUUUAAUUGUUUUUGAUAUUGUUACAUAUUUAUUAACUGUUGCAACAGAAUUAAUUAUAAUUCUUGCAUUUCAAGAAUGCGUCUCUAUGACUUGCCCACUGUUUUUUCUGACUUCCUUUCCCCAUUUCUAUUUCAUGUCCAUCUAUCUUCUAUUAGUUCUUAUAAAACUACAUGUAUUUCUGUCUCGUAAUUUUAAUAACUUGUCGUUUAGUGUGCAUUUUUGCCUUUAUUGAUGUUUUAAAACAAAUAUGUAUUAUAAAUGAAUGUCAUAGAAACUCCACCUUAGUUAAGUUUAUGCAUGAUUGUAAUAACAGGUCCAAAGGGCCAUAACUCUUAUUUAGUUCUUUUUACAACCAUGUUUUUUUUAAAGUAAAAUGUGAUUCACUUAAAUUUUGACCAUGUGAUGAAAUGAAAAAGAUUAACCCUUAACCUGCUGGAACCAGUUUUAGCCAGUCGGUGCCGUCUGCUCUAUACUGAUGGUAGCUUGAUUAUAAAAUCCCUUAAAAUUCUAAUGGACUGUUCCAAAUUCAAAGCA